CAACCUCCUGUUGAUACCAGUUACCAGAUUAACGCACGCACAGAACUUGCAAUACGUUACAAUGAUAUUUCACCUCUGGAGAACCAUCACUGUGCAGUGGCUUUCCAGAUCAUUGCCCAGCCUGAAUGUAAUAUUUUCUCCAAUGUAGCACCAGAAGAUUUCAAAAAGAUAAGACAGGGAAUAAUUACAUUAAUCUUGGCCACUGACAUGGCAAGACAUGCUGAAAUUAUGGAUUCUUUCAAGGAAAAAAUGGAAAAUUUUGACUACACCAAUGAAGAGCAUAUGAUGUAUCUAAAGAUGAUAUUGAUAAAAUGCUGUGAUAUAUCCAAUGAAGUCCGUCCAAUAGAAGUAGCAGAACCCUGGGUUGACUGUUUAUUAGAAGAAUAUUUUAUGCAGGUAAGAAUGUUGCAAAGUUAAACUUCACAUCAUGCCAGUUGGUCAUGUUUUAACAAUGGUCAGUAGUUGAAAGAUGUGUACCAAGAUGGAAUGAAAUAUUAAGUUUCUCCACAGAUGAAAAGAAAA
Gracilinanus agilis (Agile Gracile Mouse Opossum) is the source of this 522-nucleotide messenger RNA. Its product is annotated as high affinity cGMP-specific 3',5'-cyclic phosphodiesterase 9A-like. Gene Ontology annotation, molecular function: 3',5'-cyclic-GMP phosphodiesterase activity. Lineage: Eukaryota; Metazoa; Chordata; Mammalia; Didelphimorphia; Didelphidae. The annotation marks the transcript as partial. The record is from RefSeq and is a predicted model, not a curated record. The transcript has 3 exons. Gene Ontology annotation, biological process: cGMP catabolic process.